AUGCAUUCGACCAGCUUGUUUACAAAUCCAUAUGCAGUAGAAGUCCUGCAGACAAAAAAAGAAGAACUGGUGGAAGGCAUUAACAAUCCGGACCAUCUUCUUAACUGGUUGAUAACCAAUGGUAUCUUUACACCAGAGAAAAAAAUGGUUAUGUCCUACUACAGAACACGGAUAGAAAAGAACUCGCGGGUUUUGGAUAUCCUGGUUUCUCAAGGUGAGCGAGCUUGCAGGCUGUUUUUUUAUCCAUGUUUAAAACAAGUAGAGCCAAAUCUGUACAACAGUGUGCGGAGAUAUGUCAGUGAUAUAAAUGAAAGUAUCGGUGAUGCUAGAAGACAACUAGUAGGGUACCUUCUUGAAAAGGACAAGGAUUGGAUUGAAAAGUCCAAAGAACAACACAAAGAGAAGACAGAUAUUCCUAGACAGAUAAAGAGAAAAAGGGGUAUUAUAGAAAAAGUUAAAGAAACACAAAGUUUGCCAGCAGCAAAAACAAAAAAGGACCAUUCUGAUACUGUUAGUAUCUUUGGUGCAGCUGCAAAAGGUGAUCUUUCUAACCUAGAGAAAAUGCUGAAGGAGAACGAUAUUAAUGCAGUAAACUCCUCAAAUGAAACACUCCUCCAUAUUGCAGCUGCUAAUGGUCAGAUUGCAGUAAUGGAAUAUUUAAUUAAAAAAGGUGCUAAGCUAGAAGUGAAGGAUAGUCAAGGGAAAACACCACUCCACAGGGCAGCUGAAAAAGGCCAGGAUGAUGCAGUGAAAGUGCUACUCCAAGCCGGUGCCUACAUAUAUAGUUUAGAUGAAGCAGCCAAAACGCCACUUCAUUUGGCUGCACAGAACCACCACGGUCCUACACUGAACAGGAUUCUGAAAGAAGAGGCAAAGCGUUACAGGAACCAGCACAACUUCUUGCAUAUGGCAGCUCUCAAAGAUGAAAGCAGUUUGGCACAAAUGCUUUUAAAGAAUGGUGCCUCAGUUGAUGCAAAGGAUGAGAAAGGGCAAAGUGCUUUGAGUUACGCUGUUUCCCGGGGAUUUGAGACGACUGUAAAAGUACUGCUUGAAGCUGGAGCUAGCAUCGAUUCCAAUGUACUUGAUGUAGCCUUCGAUAGCAACAACCAAUCCAUUUUCCAAAUACUGUUAGAAUAUUUUAAAGGUUUGUCCCCUGACACAAUGGUGUCAGCUCUUUUUAAAGCUGUCCAGAAGAACCUGCAUGGCAUUGUAGCAGCUUUAGUAGACAAAGGCACAGAUAUCAAUGUCUACAAUGAAAUGGGGUACACGCCUUUACUCAUGGCUUGUGAACUGGGUAAAACAGAGUCUGCAGAAGUUCUAAUUGAAAAAGGAGCCAGCUUGAAGGAGAAGACACCCAGUUCAGACACGGCUUUACAUUUAGCUGUUCAAGCUGGGGCAGUUGCCAUCACUAGUCUGCUUCUACGCAAAGGGAUGAAUGCUAACAUCACAAACCAGGGAGAUCAAACCCCACUGCACAUUGCUGCAUUUCAUAAUAAGGAAGCACUCGUUGACAUAUUAAUCAAUGCUGGGGCCAAAAUUAACGCUGUCACAAAGGAGUUAGUCACUCCUUUACAUAUUGCAAGCCAAAGAGGUAAUGCUGAUGUUGCUCAAAAACUGCUGCAGCAUAAAGCCAAUGUUAAUGUUAAGGAUAAGCAGUCGAAGACACCCUUACAUCUUGCCACUGAAUUAGGAGAUUGUGCAAUGGUGGAAUUGCUUAUUAAUUCCAAUGCUGACGUCAAUGUCACAGACAGGGAGAAGAAGGCGCCUCUUCACAUGGCAGCUAUGGGAAAUUAUCUCAAUAUAGUUAAACUUCUAUUAGCCAAAAAAGCCAGAUUUGGAGCUAAGGACAUGGAUGGCUGCACACCAAUGCAUUAUGCAAGCAUCAAAGGCAAUGCAGAGAUAGUAAAACUCCUCCUGAUGGAAGGGAAGAAUAAACAUGUUGAUGACAAAAAUAUCUGGAGAAAGACUCCACUGCAUCUUGCAGCAGAACAUGGGCACAGUGACUUGAUAAAUUUGUUGUUGAGCCACGGGUCAGCCAUUAAUGCUUUAGAUAACAACAAAGAUACCCCACUGCACUGUGCUUGCAAGGCCGGUCAUUUUAACUCUGUAAAUUCACUUGUAAGCUGGUCUCAGGGAGAGAGAGCAAACUUACAAGCCACUAACAGCCUCAGAAAGACACCACUGCAAGUAGCAGAAUUUAACACAACUGAAAACCAAGCUCAGAUUGUAACAUUUUUGAAAAAGAAAAUGUUCAUAACAAAAUAA
Messenger RNA from Alligator sinensis (Chinese alligator), 2265 nucleotides. RefSeq names its product ankyrin-1-like. The transcript has a single exon. The coding region runs from base 1 to 2265 and encodes 754 amino acids. The record is from RefSeq and is a predicted model, not a curated record. Gene Ontology annotation, molecular function: protein binding. NCBI's taxonomy places the organism in Eukaryota, Metazoa, Chordata, Crocodylia, Alligatoridae. Gene Ontology annotation, biological process: regulation of apoptotic process.